AUGUUUGCCCAUCCCUGCUGAUGCCAGGCUGGCAGCAGCGAGGAGCAGGGUAUAAAAGUGGGAGGGAGGCUGAGCACAUCAGUGUGCUCCGAGAUGGCCUCGCUCACUCUGCUCACCGGCCUGGCCGUGCUGCUGAACGCCCACCUCGGCUCUGCCUAUGUGCUGACCUGUUACUUCACCAACUGGGCCCAGUACCGGCCUGGCCUGGGCAAGUUCAGCCCUGAGAACAUCGACCCCAACCUGUGCAACCACCUGAUCUACGCCUUCGCCGGCAUGAACAACAACGAGAUCAGCACGUACGAGUGGAACGACGAGACCCUCUACAGGUCCUUCAACGGCCUCAAGAGCCAGAACAAAGAUCUGAAGACCCUGCUGGCCAUUGGAGGAUGGAAUUUCGGCACGCAGAAGUUCUCCACCAUGGUCUCCACACCCCAGAACCGCCAGACCUUCAUCACGUCCGUGGUCAAAUUCCUGCGGCAGUACGGAUUCGAUGGGCUGGACCUGGACUGGGAAUACCCCGGCUCCAGGGGCAGCCCUGCCCAGGACAAGGCUCUCUUCACCGUCCUGGUUAAGGAGCUGCUGGCAGCCUUCGAGCAGGAGGCCAGAGAGACCAACCAGCCCCGGCUCAUGGUCACCGCCGCCGUGGCUGCCGGACUUUCCACCAUCCAGGCCGGCUACGAGAUCGCCGAGCUGGGCAAGUACCUGGAUUACUUCCACGUCAUGACCUACGACUUCCACGGCUCCUGGGACGGCUCCACGGGCGAGAACAGCCCCCUGUUCAGCAGGGGCAGCACCCUCAGCGUUGAAUACGCCAUGAAUUAUUGGAAGAGCAACGGUGCCCCAGCUGAGAAGCUGCUGGUGGGAUUCCCAACCUAUGGAAAGAGCUUCACCCUGCAGAACCCAUCCGACACUGCCGUUGGAGCGCCCAGCUCCGGGCCAGGCCCUGCUGGGCCUUACACCAGGGAGGCCGGAACUCUGGCUUACUACGAGAUCUGCUCUCUCCUGGGUUCUGGAGCCACCCAGGCUUGGGAUGCCCCCCAGGAUGUCCCCUACGCCUACAAGGGCAGCGAAUGGGUCGGCUACGACAACGUCAAGAGCUUCGGCCUCAAGGUGGACUGGCUGAAGAAGAACAACUUUGGAGGGGCCAUGGUGUGGGCCCUGGACAUGGAUGACUUCAGUGGGGAUUUCUGCCACGAGGGCAAAUACCCCCUGAUCUCCAGCCUGAAGAAGGGCCUGGGGCUGUGAACGUGCCGUGAGUGAGGGGAGGGACACCAAGGGCACGGUGGGCUGUGCAAGGGGGGCACCACCAACACCAUCCCUUCCCCAACGUGUCUCUCACUCACUUCCACAACAUUUUAACGCUUUAUUAAAACCUUAUUAAAAAUACAAGAGAAGACUGAAUGGAGAAAAUAUUACGUAUUAUUUAAUUAAUA
Messenger RNA from Vidua chalybeata, 1433 nucleotides. Its product is annotated as acidic mammalian chitinase-like. NCBI's taxonomy places the organism in Eukaryota, Metazoa, Chordata, Aves, Passeriformes, Viduidae. The transcript has 10 exons. The record is from RefSeq and is a predicted model, not a curated record. Gene Ontology annotation, molecular function: chitinase activity; chitin binding. Gene Ontology annotation, biological process: chitin catabolic process; carbohydrate metabolic process. Gene Ontology annotation, cellular component: extracellular region.